This is a messenger RNA of Pieris macdunnoughi, 465 nucleotides long. The record is from the annotation of a GenBank genome assembly. Lineage: Eukaryota; Metazoa; Arthropoda; Insecta; Lepidoptera; Pieridae.
AUGGAUACCACACCUCAAGAAGGCGCUCAAGUUUUUGCCUUAUUGCAACAAGGACUCAACGAUAGACAAGAGACUGGAGCAUUCACUCGGAGACCAACAACCAGCCGCCACCGUUGUACUUCUGAACGAGACGACCGUUUCAUUGUCUCAACCUCCCUGCGAAAUCGGCACCUUACGGGUGUCGACGUGCAGGGCGAGCUGAGAUGUGUUCGAGGUAUAGCUGUCAGCGAGUGGAUAGCAAGAAGACGUCUGAAGGAAGCCGACCUGACUCCAAAAAGGCCUGCAACGGGACCCAAAUUGACUGCAGGCCACCGGCAAGCUCGGCUACAGUUUGCUCGAGAGCAUCUUAACUGGAGCAUUAGGCAAUGGCGGUCGAUCCUGUUGACUGACGAGUGCAGGAUGUGUCGGCAGGGCAGUGACAGGAGAGGCCGGGUCUAUAGGCGUCCGGGAGAGCGAUUUUCCUAA